Molecule: messenger RNA, 1239 nt
Organism: Penicillium waksmanii
Lineage: Eukaryota; Fungi; Ascomycota; Eurotiomycetes; Eurotiales; Aspergillaceae
Product: dolichyl-phosphate beta-glucosyltransferase
Exons: 3
Coding region: 1-1239 (412 amino acids)
Cellular component (GO): endoplasmic reticulum membrane
Source: RefSeq, a predicted model, not a curated record
AUGGCAGAUUCAUGGAGCGAUAUCUGUCGCCAAUGCGUGAGCACAGUAGCUGAAGUUCCAGCUUAUAUCUUGCUCGGUUCUUUCCUCGCAACUUCCCUCGGCGUGUUUGUUCUGUUCUACCUCUUCCUCUCAUUUGUCGCGCCGGUCCCGCGGAAACCCUUACCCGAAGAAAAGAAGUAUAGGACUCUAUCGAAAGACGGAACCACUACAGCCCCCGAACAGCUCCCAUGCUGGUACGACGCGCUCGAAUCCAAAAAGCAAGCUCACCCAAAUGAAAAGCACACUUCCAUCGAACCGGCCGAGCUAUUCAUGUCGGUCGUAGUGCCCGCCUACAACGAGGAGGAUCGACUCUCGGGCAUGCUGGAGGAAGCGGUUGAUUAUCUGGAACAUAUGUACGGCACAUUAAGCAACGAUGGAACCUCAGCAGUGGAAACCCGGUCGAUACGAAAGCGCAAGCCGAACACAGACGUGGCGAACGGCCACACUACGGAUUCAGGAUCGAACCGAGGAUGGGAGAUCCUCAUUGUCUCGGAUGGCUCGACUGAUCGGACCGAAGACGUGGCCUUUCGAUUUGCGAAAGAUCACCAGCUCUCCCUACAUCCGAAAGGAACAGCGGGGCCCUGGACGCCUCAGGUACAAGAGGGCGUGCAUAUCCCGCCGGGUACUAUCCGUGUCGUAAACUUGACUCACAAUCGUGGAAAGGGUGGCGCUGUGACGCAUGGUAUGCGCCAUGCUCGGGGCCGUUAUGUGGUAUUUGCCGAUGCGGAUGGGGCGAGCAAAUUUGGCGAUCUUGGAAAACUUGUUACUGCUUGUCAGGAAAUUGAGGACUCGGAGGGUCGGGGUGUAGCUGUUGGGUCGCGAGCGCACAUGGUGGGCAGCGAGGCUGUUGUCAAGCGAUCCAAGUUGCGCAAUUUCCUCAUGCAUUCGUUCCACUUGAUUCUGUGGCUUAUGACUCCGCCCAAGACCGCUACUGUUAAAGAUACGCAGUGCGGAUUCAAACUCUUCUCCCGCACUGCGCUACCUUAUAUCGUGCCAUACAUGCAUUCCGAAGGCUGGAUCUUCGAUGUUGAAAUGCUCAUGCUAGCUGAAUUCGCUCACAUCCCCGUGGCCGAAGUGCCAGUUGGGUGGAGGGAAGUGAUGGGUAGCAAGCUGAAUGUCAUCUAUGACAGUAUUGGUAUGGCUUGGGGCUUGGCUGUCUUACGAGCUGCUUGGUCCCUUGGCGUGUAUAGACAGAAGUGA